UAUUAUAGCAAAGUAAUUUGCUAAAAACAUUAUGCUUGUUACAUCGAGUAUGAAUCGUAAAUGCUUUGCGUGGUUUUUUAAUAGGAAUUGUCUCGCAGGUACAAACAAUUACGAUCAAGAUGAAUAUGUUGACAUUGAACCACUACUGAAUACGACACAGGACGCCGCUUCAAAUCAAGAUUUACAAGGGUCUAUAGAGCGACCGGUAUUUAUUGACCUGACACAUGACGAGGAGGCUGGCUCCAGCAGAGCGUUGUUAGAUCUUACCGCACAUGACGAGGAGGCUGGCUCCAGCAGAGCGGUUCCGGACCCCUCAUUAUUAUUCGAAAGGAGUUGUGAUCUUACCACGGGUGGCGACGCAUGCUGCAUAGUGCCAGAGCCGUCAUUAUUCAUCGAAAGGAGUUUCGGAUCCGGUGACGAUGUGUCUAGCUGGACAGAUACACAGCUGAACGUUUGGGAGCAUUCGUCUUGGUCCAGCGAGCGAGAGGAGAGGUCGCCGAUAAGGCGUCAGCAGACACCGUUAGCAGAACGAGAAGAUAUCGCCGACGACGAACGAUCAUCAUCGGCGGGGGGUAGACAGACGCCGUUUGCUCUUCAAGCUCAAAAUACUGUCUCGCUAGAUCAACUCAGGGCUAUCUUAAGAGAGUCUAAUAUUCCUUUACACGAGUCCGUUGACAGAAUGUGGGGUUCUGUCGGUGAGAUACAUACGAUUCUUAUGAGAUUGUAUGCUUUUAUCGAAGGUGUUAAUCAUCGCGACGAAGCGCUGGAGAAUUCUUUCAACCGUUUGCUCGAGUCAUCAAACGAGCAGAUGAGAGAAAGGCGUCUAAUAGUCGAACUCCUCUGUGCUAUAAACGCCGUACUAUUUUCUAGAUAUAAAAAUAGUGACUAUUGA
Triplophysa rosa is the source of this 892-nucleotide messenger RNA. RefSeq lists its product as uncharacterized. Bases 32 to 892 code for a protein of 286 amino acids. The record is from RefSeq and is a predicted model, not a curated record. The transcript is spliced from 5 exons. NCBI's taxonomy places the organism in Eukaryota, Metazoa, Chordata, Actinopteri, Cypriniformes, Nemacheilidae.